GGGGCCCUAGGGCCAGUACUCCUGUGGUAGCAUGCCAGCCAGGACCAUGGCCAGCUCCCAACCUUCUGGUGUCACAUAAGCCAGCCUCCAUGGCUGAAAAGUGUGCCACAGCUUAACCCCCUUCCAUGAUGAACUCAAAGGACCCCAAGAAGUGCCCCCAGUGUAAGAAGAGUAGAAACAAGGCCCAGGAAGAAUUUGCCAGGAAGUUUCCGUACAGGUUCUCCUGGCUGACGGAACCCACUACAGAGUUCCUGCAGCCCUGGGAGGUCACGAAGAUGAGCACCUCACUGAGGGACCAGCUGCCCCUGCAGAAGACGCUGGUGCCAACGAGAUCCAUCCCAGUCAGAGGAAUGGGAUCAGCUGCCAGCCCGGGGUCUGCCGGGGACCGGUCAGACUAUACGCACAGGCCCAGACUCAGUGCUGGGGCCUGCCGCGGCGGGACUGUCAUGGGAAGAGCACUUCUGGAGGGUGACAUGGAGCCAAGAACUGGAGGACAAACUGAAGCUGUCGACAAUGUGUCAGGGGGCAGGGGGGCUCCUCAACCCACCAGGGCCCAGCACCGGUGGGAGCCGAUCCCUCCCCUGGGUGGGACAGGCUUGGGGCCCCAGAUGUUACAUCACUGUCCUGCUUGUACCCUCCACCACCACCGCCACCUCAGAGCCAACUUUGGGAACUCAAGCUAGUGAGCCGCCGCUUCCCCAGGCCAGGUGCCCGCGCCACCCACCCCUCCAGAAGCCUCUCCCAGGGCCCCACUCCCAGCAGCCUCCC
Molecule: messenger RNA, 768 nt
Organism: Mustela erminea (ermine)
Lineage: Eukaryota; Metazoa; Chordata; Mammalia; Carnivora; Mustelidae
Gene: C1H3orf22
Product: chromosome 1 C3orf22 homolog
Exons: 5
Coding region: 126-683 (185 amino acids)
Source: RefSeq, a predicted model, not a curated record